UUUGUAGGGCGGACUCUCUUUCCAGGAGGGCUUAGGGAUCUUUUUAACAUUUUCCGUGCAUCACCGUAGUCAGAACUGAAACAUGAAGAACAGAGGUUAAUUAAACAACAGCGCUGUCAUUAUCCUGCACGUCGAUGACUUCUGGCCAAGGAUGCGGGAUCUUCAAGUCAUUGACAGCUUGCUCUUGAAAGAGUUGAAGUUAUGUUGUGCGAAAGAGUACAGUUUUCUUCCCAAAGAGGCCGGACUGAAGCUGAUGGAGAUGGCUUCCACAGAAAAUCCCAGUGGAUUGUCGGCAAAAUGCAGGGACGCCAGAGUGGAGGAACUGUGGGGCCUGACCAGCUUCUUUGGCUACAGCACCCAAACUUUUGUUCAAGCGGUCAAUAUGCUCGACAGAUUCCUCACCAUCAUGAAGGUGCAGCCCAAACACUUGCCUUGUAUCGGAGUGGGCUGUCUUCACAUCGCAGCCAAAAUGGUUGAGGAAGAGAGCAAUGUCCCCCCCACCCAUGAGCUCAUUAGAAUCAGCCAAAGCAGGUUCACUGUGUCAGACCUCUGCCGCAUGGAGAAGAUCAUCUCAGAGAAGCUUAGCGUGGAGCCCGAGGCAGUGACAGCCUUAACCUUUCUGCACCUCUACUACUCAGCCUUCACAUCUCUGUCUGCGGGAAGGGAGGAGAUCCCAAGCAUUGGGAGACUGGAAGCCCAGCUAAAAGCGUGCUUAUGUCGACUUGUUUUCUCUAAAGCAAAACCAUCAGUGCUGGCGCUGUCCCUCAUUGCUCAAGAGUUUGAAGCCCUCCAGUCCAUCACCGUGCUGAAGAUUGUCCAGCAAUUCCAAAGACAUCUGAAGAUUAGCAACACCGAGCUUUUCCACUGGAAGGAACUUGUGGCCAAAUGCAUGACAGAGUACCGCUCAAGUGAAUGUAACAAACCAGACAACAAAAAGCUUGUUUGGAUCGUGUCCAGGAGAACGGCACAGAAUCUUCAGGCCAAUCAUGUCAGUGUACCUGGUCUACCAACUAUUCCUGAGGGGAACUGGGAUGAGAGUGAAAGUGAGGACAUGAGCUGUGGAGAGGACAGUCCGUGUGGCUCGCCAGGCAGUGAUGGUGAAGGAGCAUUUUUCCCCUCCGCCUUUCUCAGGUGUAGAAAGUGAUCAAUCCUCAUUGAUGCAGUAGUGUCCUGUGAAUUUAAGGUCACCAUUUUUCAGAACAGACCGGUGUAUUUCACUUGUUGUACCAUGUGCACCAUAUGUAUGCAAAGUUUCAAUCAUUAAGUGCCUGUGUUAAUUCAUUUACUGUUUCUUUUUAAUAUUUAAAAAACAUAUCAUAAUAAUGCAAAAUGGAAAAUUGCAGUACCUUGGCAGCUUGUGGGUAAUACAGGUGAACGUCUUUUUCCCAGAUGUUUUCUUUGUAUUUGUUUGUGUCCAAGCCUGACACAUUCCAGGAAAAAGAAUAAGAAGAACUGGAAGUUCACUCAUUGUUGAAUACUACCUAACACACUAG
Messenger RNA from Monopterus albus (swamp eel), 1493 nucleotides. RefSeq names its product cyclin-G2-like. The coding region runs from base 152 to 1144 and encodes 330 amino acids. The transcript has 8 exons. The record is from RefSeq and is a predicted model, not a curated record. NCBI's taxonomy places the organism in Eukaryota, Metazoa, Chordata, Actinopteri, Synbranchiformes, Synbranchidae.